GCCUGUUCAAUGCAGUUAUUUUGUAAGCGUUUGUGAGUUGUGAGAGAAGCGUGUUUUCUGGCAGAGCAGAGAUUGUUUGUCUGUGAAGCAUGCCGAAGAGCCGAAUACCACCGAGCCGGAGAUACAAAAGAAGUAUUAAAUCUAAGAUCAAGCGAAGGUUUUGGAGGGAAAAAAAAGCACAACUUUACGAAACGGAGAAAUAUUCGACACAGGCAAGAUCAGGUGAAGAAAUAUCCAGCUCAGAAAAAAGAUCACUUUCAAUAGCUGAUCACGAGAAACCCAAGGAUUCCUGUGAUGACUUCAAUUAUUUGGACAAUAAUUACGAGGAAAGUGAAAGUGACUUCCCCGAAAUUGUGGUCGAACAUGACAAUAAUCACAUGCCUCUAGAAGAAAGACUGCUGGGAAAUAGAUGUGUAAAUAUUUGCCACUUGAUGAAAGAAAUGGCAGUAAUAGAGGAGCAUAAAAAAACCUGUACUUUGGGAAAAUUCAUUUUGAAGUCUGAAAUUCGCUGUGGACUCUUUUCUACAUGGAAAUUCCAAUGCGAAACUUGUAAUGAAAUAAAAAAGAUUACCUCACAUGAACCAAAAUAUUUUGAUGACAUCAACGAUAGUGUAGUAUGGGGUGCUCUGUCAAUAGGAAUCGGACACAGCCAAGUAGAAGAAUUGCUCUCUAUAAUGGAUAUUCCUUCACUUUCAGGAGAAAAAUUUAGAAAACACGAAUCUUCAAUUGAACAGGCCUGGGAAACAUAUUUGACAGAAAAGAUUCAAAAAUCUGGCGAAGAAGAGAAGAAAAUAGCAGAAGGCAAUGAACAUUUUUGUAAUGGAAUUCCAUACAUAACAGUUGUAGGUGAUGGUGGUUGGGGAAAACGCACUUACGGACAUGGAUAUAAUUCAUCUACAGGAGUAGUGAGUAUGCAGUGACUACUGAAAGUAAUAUACAUACAGUAAUUCACAUACUGUGAAUAUUUUUUUCUUUAGGAAUGUUUAUUACUUUUCAUAAUAGUGAAUACCUAUACUAAUAAUCAACUGGAGAAAAACCUGCGUCCAAUGACAUAAUGCUAGAAAACUUCACAAUAUCAUCUACUGUCUCCUUUUAAUUUUUUUCUUUGGCUGCUGAUUUUGUGAAAAGCUGUUAAUUUUGUUUAUCUCAUAUGACAGAUAAAUCAUAAAUCAACUCUGUUAUUUUAAAAUAUCCGAUGCUGGUUGAA
Molecule: messenger RNA, 1207 nt
Organism: Bacillus rossius redtenbacheri
Lineage: Eukaryota; Metazoa; Arthropoda; Insecta; Phasmatodea; Bacillidae
Exons: 3
Coding region: 90-920 (276 amino acids)
Source: RefSeq, a predicted model, not a curated record